Molecule: messenger RNA, 2514 nt
Organism: Lycium ferocissimum
Lineage: Eukaryota; Viridiplantae; Streptophyta; Magnoliopsida; Solanales; Solanaceae
Exons: 9
Coding region: 271-2016 (581 amino acids)
Source: RefSeq, a predicted model, not a curated record
AAUUUAAUAAAAGGGGCACGCCAAUUUUCAUACAAAAAUUAAUCCUCCAAUGACUCUGACUCAUCCUUUACGUCAUGGACCAAGACAGUAUAAUUCUUGAGUCGUAUCAAACUAAUUGGUUUAAAAUCAAAGUAUCUUCUUUGUCUCUUGUUCCAGCCUAGCUUCUCUCUUUAAAAUUUUCGGAAGUUGUCUUUCCCCCAUAACUGGAGUUUCUGUUUCUUUGACACACACACACAAAAAAAAAAAAAAAAAAAAAAAAAAAAAAAGGACAUGACCAACAAAGUGGAUUAUUGGUUCCAGGCCGUUUAUGUUGUUUUGGCGUUUUGCUCUGCUUUGAUUUUGGGUGCUCUCAAAAGUUUGCUAGUGGGUCCAAUUGCUGGCCUAAUACUCAUUUUAGGAAAUGUUGGGGUGAUUUUAUGUCUUUUCCCAGCACAUGUUUUCUGGACAGUUUACACCCUUGUCAAGACUAAUAGGUUUGAUGCGCCACUUAAAGUUGCCUUCUUGUUCGCUUUGCCAGCUUUAUUUGCUAUUUGGUUGGGUUUAAGCAUAGCUGGUAGUGUUCUUGUGGGAGUUGGAUAUGGAUUCUUCGCCCCUUGGGUUUCUGCUUUUGAAGCUUUCAGACACGACGACAACGAUUAUAACAAGUUCAUUCACUGCAUUGUGGAUGGAACAUGGGGAACCAUAAAAGGUAGUUGCACUGCUGUCCGAGAUUUUGCAGAUAUGUGUUAUCAUUCUUAUCCAAUGUAUUUGAAGGAACUGCGUGAUUCCCCUGCUUCUCUUGACUUUCAACCUUUUAGAUUCAUCCAUGUACCAGGAUGUAUACUGGUUGGUUUAAUGGGACUGAUUGUGGAAAUUCCUCUUUACACUGCUAUAGCCAUAGUGAAAAGCCCAUUUAUGUUGUUCAAGGGAUGGUAUAGACUCAUACAUGAUCUGAUAAGCCGCGAAGGCCCAUUCCUUGAAACUGCAUGCAUUCCCAUUGCUGGCCUAACAAUCCUUCUGUGGCCUCUUGUUGUCAUUGGAAGUGUCAUAAUGGCUAUUUUCUCCAGCUUUUUCAUUGGAUUAUAUGGAGCUGUUAUUGUUUAUCAGGAGAGGUCAUUCCAAAGAGGUGUUGCUUUUGUGGUUGCAAUGGUGGCAGAGUUUGAUGAGUACACAAAUGAUUGGCUUUACCUUAGAGAAGGGUCCAUUCUUCCAAAGCCUCAUUAUCGAAAAAACAAGGGAUCCAGUUUGUCAGAGCACUCUGUGAAACGAAACAGUUCAGUACAAGGCAGAUUAAACUCGAUAUUUUCUGAAGCACCUGCAAUGCUUGUGCCAAGCCUAACGUCGUCUAGAUCAGUGAGGGAGGCAAUACAAGAAGUUAAAAUGGUGCAGGUGUGGCAGAACAUGGCAAGAUCAUGUGAACUAAGGGCCAAGGAAUUAUUGGACGCGAAAGUGAUAAACCCCGGCGACCUAGAUGAUUGGUUGAAGACAAAGCAUGGUCUUGAUGUUGCAGUCAUCAACGUUGGUUUACCGUGUUAUACAUUUCUACAGAUAAUCUUUUAUUCCAUAAAAGCCGGAUCAGAUGGACUGUUCCUUCUUGAGGAUCUUGAAAUCACUCACCUGAACAGACCUCAGGACAGAUUGUUGGACUGGUUUUUCCAACCAGUCAUGGUCCUCAAGGAACAAAUUAGAGUCCUAAGUCUAGAAGAAGGUGAAAUGAGGUUCCUAGAGAAAGUAGUCCUUUUCCAAAGCAACUCUGAACGCUUUAAGGCCUGGGAAAAUGGAAGCGUGGCACCUCAAGAUUCUCUUAGAGCUGCCCAAAUUGAAGGCAUAAGCCGAAGGAUGGUGGGAAUGAUUAGAAGUGUUUCCAAGUUUCCAACUUAUAGAAGGAAAUUCAGACAGAUAGUGAAAACAUUGAUCAUGCAGUAUUCCAAUAGUUCCAGAGAAGGUUCCACGCGAUCUGUUCCCCGUUCUGUAAUAAAGAACAGUUCCACCAGAUCAGUGUCCUCAAGAUCAAAUGGUUCUCUUGAAAUUGUUUGAACAUUCUAAGUAUGGAAUAGUUAUCUUUAAGUCCCAUCACGAUGAUUUAUGUGAGUUCAUUAAGUUUCAUUGUUUGAAAGACUUCACAAAGUAGGCUAACAAUUGAUUUCCAAAGCUCAAAUCUCUUCCUACGGACAACUUGAGGAGCUUAAAGACAUCUUAACAGAAAUCGUCAACAACACAUCAAGAAAGGUCUCAAGCGUAGACCAUACAGUCUUUUUCAGAACACACUAUCAAGUGAACUCAACAGGCUUUAGAGAUCAAAAGAAUCUGUUUUUUUGCACAGAUGCUAGUUCUUUUUUCUUUUUUUUUUCAAUUUCAGUUAUUUCCCUGUUUGAAACUUGUAAAGCCAUGACUUUUUCUUCUUUCUUCUUGUUUGUUUUCCUUUUUCCUUUUAAGGGGUACUUCCCAAUAGAGUGAAGUUUAGAGUGGGAGAUGAUGUAAAGUACUGUUAUUUUUCAAUCGGUAGAAUAUUGGAUCAUUCUACGUUUUGCUCAA